CAACCUUUAGGUCUUUCAAGUCGGUACGUCUUCCUGACCCUGCACCAUAUUCAUUGAGAUUCCCCGAUCGUGCAUCGAUCUGGAAUUAUCAACGGAUUCCCUACCUCCCGAAUCAACCCCGCAGAUACCCUUCAAUUCGCACCUAUCCCACCGUGUGACAGCAAGACAUCUAACAUCUUCUCUCUCGAUCUCACAGUAACCGUCCAACGAAAGCAAUACCGCCAAGAUGGGUAAGGGAAAGCCUAGAGGUUUGAACGCCGCCCGCAAGCUCCGCAACCACCGCCGUGAGGAGCGAUGGGCCGAUCUGUCCUUCAAGAAGCGUCUCCUCGGAACCGCCUACAAGUCCUCUCCCUUCGGUGGUUCUUCCCACGCCAAGGGUAUCGUCCUUGAGAAGGUCGGAGUCGAGGCCAAGCAGCCCAACUCUGCCAUCCGAAAGUGUGUCAAGGUUCAGCUCAUCAAGAACGGAAAGAAGGUCACUGCUUUCGUUCCCAACGACGGUUGUCUGAACUUCGUCGACGAGAACGACGAGGUCCUCCUCGCCGGUUUCGGUCGUAAGGGCAAGGCCAAGGGUGAUAUUCCCGGUGUCCGUUUCAAGGUCGUCAAGGUUUCCGGUGUCGGUCUGUCCGCUCUCUGGAAGGAGAAGAAGGAGAAGCCCCGCUCUUAAAUAACGAAACGAAAAGGGAAAAAAAGGGGUGUUGGAAUCUUCUUCUUCAAAGAAAGCAACGGAAGGAGAUGGUUUUUUUCUCGGGAGCAUCACAGUCACUGGGAUAUGUUAUGUUAUCUGUAACUCUGGUCUGGAUCAGGCGGAUUAUGGUUCAGGACGGAUGACAUGCGAUGCGACUUGCAAAUACUACGAAUUGAUUCACUGCGCAAGAAAACCUUCAAAGAUGGCGUCAUGAAUACAAAUUUUUUCCUAUCUCUUUCUCUCUCCAUGAGAGGGGGUCAGAGGAUCUCUUCGAGAUAAAAAAUGAAGGAUGUUCUGACCAGUCUUUUCCGGAAAAUAAUCCUUCUAGAAAGCGUAAUGUGCCUGUGAUCUAUUCUAAGGUAGCCAGUGGCCCCAAACCCAAGAUCUAUAAGCACUCCCCAGACCUACUUCGUUAAAAUCUAAUAGAUUAUGGCCUACAAUCGAACGUGCGGGU
This is a messenger RNA of Paecilomyces variotii, 1139 nucleotides long. RefSeq names its product 40S ribosomal protein S23. The transcript is spliced from 2 exons. Lineage: Eukaryota; Fungi; Ascomycota; Eurotiomycetes; Eurotiales; Thermoascaceae. Gene Ontology annotation, molecular function: structural constituent of ribosome. Gene Ontology annotation, cellular component: cytosolic small ribosomal subunit; ribosome. Gene Ontology annotation, biological process: translation. The coding region runs from base 227 to 664 and encodes 145 amino acids. The record is from RefSeq and is a predicted model, not a curated record.